This is a messenger RNA of Myxozyma melibiosi, 330 nucleotides long. RefSeq lists its product as uncharacterized. The transcript has 5 exons. Lineage: Eukaryota; Fungi; Ascomycota; Lipomycetes; Lipomycetales; Lipomycetaceae. The record is from RefSeq and is a predicted model, not a curated record. The coding region runs from base 1 to 330 and encodes 109 amino acids.
AUGGUAAGCGUUAUUGUAUCGCGCGUCGGAUCUGGACCGCACGCGGUGGGGACGAAGAGCGGUGGCAAGAGAUAUCCUUUCCCUAAGCACGUUUGGGCUCCUACUGGUGGCUGGUGGCCUAACCCCAAGAACUGGAAGAAGAACUUCAUCGGUGUCGGUGCCUCCGUUGCCGUUGGUGCUAUCUUCCUGCGAUUCUUCGGACCCCAGAUCGUGACUCCCACGCUCCCCCUGGAAGUGCGCGAGCAGAUGGUCGACUCCUUCAACAAGUCUGCCCGGGAAGGCCGUAUCCGUGCUGGCAAUGUCCAGGCCGAUGCCGACAAGUCCGCAUAA